Zeugodacus cucurbitae (melon fly) is the source of this 3011-nucleotide messenger RNA. RefSeq names its product innexin inx3. The coding region runs from base 770 to 1939 and encodes 389 amino acids. Gene Ontology annotation, cellular component: gap junction; plasma membrane. Gene Ontology annotation, molecular function: gap junction channel activity. The record is from RefSeq and is a predicted model, not a curated record. Gene Ontology annotation, biological process: phototransduction. NCBI's taxonomy places the organism in Eukaryota, Metazoa, Arthropoda, Insecta, Diptera, Tephritidae. The transcript is spliced from 6 exons.
GUACAUUCACCAGUUUGAUUUGAGAAGGCGAAAAGAUUGGUAGAACUAGUCGGACGACAAAUAUUCGUAAAACACGAUCAAAGUGACACAGCAUACACUGUGUGUCCGUAGUGUCACCAACAGCAAUAACAACAACAAUAAUAAUCGAAAAAAAGUUUACCAACUUUACACUAUCAAUAGCUUCAUUACUCAGCAGUAGAGAGCCAAGGCAGAGUCAGUCAGCCAACAAACGAACGAACUAAACGACCAACAACUAGGCAAGCCAGUCCGAGUGCGAGUCAGCCACAAGCCAGGCUGACAGUAGCAAAAACUACCAUUUGUAAUUUUGUUCCAUAUGUAAUUGCAAUACAUACGCAAGCGACGGAGUUUGCUUUUUUUUAGUAAAAAAUAAGUAAAAAACAUAGACUGAACAGAAGCUGCUGUGAGAUUUGUAAAAAUAUUUAUAUAAAUAAUAAUUAUAUUAAUUAAGUGCACGGCAUGUUUUGAAAAGUGUUGACAAGUUAACUCAAAAAAGUGCAAAAAAGUUGGAAAAUUCUAUUUUCUAAAGAAAUUAAAAAAAAAUUUAACAACUAGACUAGUAAGGAUUAUCUAAUAGCUGUAUAUGUAAAUGUCAAGUCUAUACAGCUGAAGCGCUACAAAUCGAAAAAAAGUUAAUACGCAUGCGAAAAUUUUUAUAACGUUAGCUGUGCGUUAUAUAAAUACAUUGAACUUGGAAAAGCGAGAAAUUUUUGCUGCUGCAGAGUAAUUAUUAAGUCAAGUCAAAGUCAAAAUGGCCCUUUAUGGGAUGGUGUCAGCCGUUUCAGGCUUUAUAAAAAUACGAAAUCUCUUGGAUCGUGCGGUUAUCGAUAAUAUGGUGUUUCGUUGCCAUUAUAGAAUUACCACAGCGAUAUUGUUUGUUUGCUGCAUUAUUGUAACGGCAAAUAAUUUAAUUGGCGAUCCCAUUGCAUGCAUCAAUGAUGGCUCCAUACCAAUGCAUGUCAUCAAUACAUUCUGUUGGAUUACAUACACAUUCACCAUACCCGGUCAGCAGCACCGCCAAAUUGGUACCGAAGUCGCUGCGCACGGCUUAGGCAAUGAAUAUGGUCAAGAGAAGCGUUAUCACAGCUAUUAUCAGUGGGUGCCAUUCGUGCUGUUCUUCCAGGGACUCAUGUUCUAUGUACCGCAUUGGAUUUGGAAGAAUCUGGAAGAUGGUAAAAUGCGCAACAUCACCGAAGGUCUGCGCGGUUUCAUCACCAUGCCCGACGAUUAUCGCAAGGAGCGGCAGGCACGCAUCAUAAAAUACUUGAAGGACAGCUUGAAUUCGCACAGCAGCUACUCGUUUGCCUACUACUUCUGUGAGGCGUUGAAUUUCGCCAAUGUUGUGUUGAAUAUCUUUUUGGUGGAUAAAUUUUUGGGUGGCGCUUUCAUGACCUACGGCACCGAUAUGAUCAAAUUCUCAAAUAUGGAUCAGGAGAGUCGUUUCGAUCCGAUGAUUGAGAUAUUUCCACGUUUAACCAAAUGUACUUUCCGCAAAUUCGGCCCGGGCGGUUCACCACAGACCCACGAUACGUUGUGUGUGUUGGCUUUGAAUAUUUUGAAUGAGAAAAUUUACAUUUUCUUGUGGUUCUGGUUCAUCAUCUUAUCCGUGAUCUCUGGCGUUGCAUUAAUUUACUCACUUACCGUUAUAAUGAUGCCGACCACACGCGAAACUAUCAUCAAACGUUCAUAUCGCUCGGGACAGAGCAAGGAAAUCCAAUCUUUGGUGCGCCAUUUGGAUAUUGGCGAUUUCCUGAUUUUGCACUUUUUGGGACAGAACAUCAAUACAAAGUACUACUGUGAUUUGGUGCAAGAACUUUGUCUCGUACUCGGUGCUUCGCGUACACCAUCUGCGCCAUCCACCCUGGAGAUGCAUCCCAUGUAUCCACAAGUAGAUCGAUUCGGCAAGGAGACCGAGACAUAAAUCGUGCAAACAAAAUAAUAAAAAAAAACUAAAAAACCAUUCAUUCAAUAAAAAAGUAACAACGCCAUUACAAAAACAGUAACGAAAACUACAAAAACGCAGAGGAAAGCAAAAAUAACAGAAUAUAAAAAAUAGCGGAAAUGCUAACAGCAUACGGUACUCAAAGUUGUGCUGAUUACUGUCAAAUUGACGUUUCGCUAGAAAACAUAAAUCAAGACACCUUCGCUCCACUAAAUUAUAAAGAAAAUCGAAAAACAGAUCGCCACAACAACAACGGCAAAUACUUAAAUCUCAAGCUGUAUUUUUUCGGAAAAAUGAAAAUCUCAAAAUUAGCGGAAUUUCGAUUUCAAAGCAGAAGAAAGCAUAAAAUUGUGCCAAGCAAAAUAACAAGUAAAACAAAAACAAAAAUAAAUGAUAAAAAAUUAACUGCCAACACACAACGUCAGCGCAGCAGUGCAAUUUCUACCAUUUGCAAACCUAUUGCAACAACGUGCGGUAAACACAUACACGCACACAGAACACACACACAAAAUAAGCUAAGCACAAAACCAUUAUAGAAUUUAUUAUAUAACAACAGCAUACCUUACGUUGUCCAAUAGUUAUUGCACAAAGCCAAUAUGAGCAGUACUCAUACUACUUGCUACAAUAUAUAUGUAAUAAUAUUAAAUAUGCUGUUAAUUGUGUUUAAGCCACAAUUUACUUCCAUUUUCAUAAUUUUCAACUUUUUAUAUGCGCAUUUCUUAUACAUAUAUACUUAUAUAUAUGACUUUUUAGUACUUUAAAUUAAAUAUUGUAAGCAUUUAGAUAUUACUUGAAUGAUCUUUUACAUACAUAAAUACGAUGAACGAAAAAUAUUAAAAGCUGCAAAUUUGUUUAAGUUAAAUCGUAAAAAACAACAAACUAAAACAAAAACAAAAACAAAAACAAAAAAUAAUUACAAUUAGAAUACAUUUGAUAAAGUGUUUAGAUAAGCUAAAGUUUAGAAAUUCAUGUACGAAAAUGCGAAUAUUGUGAUGAUUGUUAGGGAGACUUCUUUAAAUAAAUUUUUUCUAUUUUAUGAAGCGAUAAUCAA